Molecule: messenger RNA, 2055 nt
Organism: Zea mays
Lineage: Eukaryota; Viridiplantae; Streptophyta; Magnoliopsida; Poales; Poaceae
Product: putative 3,4-dihydroxy-2-butanone kinase
Exons: 2
Coding region: 1-2055 (684 amino acids)
Biological process (GO): glycerol catabolic process
Cellular component (GO): cytosol
Molecular function (GO): glycerone kinase activity
Source: RefSeq, a predicted model, not a curated record
AUGCAGUCUGCUAUGGAGAAGAUGGAGAUCACGCUCAAGGGUUUGCUGACAUAUCAGAGCGACUUCGAGAAGGGGAGGCCAGGAAUCGAAGCGGAGGAGGUGGGGAUGAUGGAAGCACCAAAGUCCGUUCAGAAUCUGGUGGCGAACGCCAUAUCGGCGCGCGUCAUCUCCAUUGAGAAGGAUGGCUCCGUCUCCGACACGCCAGCAACGUCCAUGCCUUCUCCGGCCUCAGAUCCGCGGCAUGAUACCAGCUUCACCACCACACGCACGUGUCUGGGCACAGACCAUGCUGUCACCGCCGCGAGCAGGCGCGCCGGUGCGGGCCACGUCGCGAGUGAACGCACGAGAGGGCGCCACCGUCGCCCCCAGCCGUGCGGACGAGCAAGCGCCCCUGCCGCCGUCGCGGGCACACGCGGACCGUCGCCGCCGCCGCGUAGGCGAGCGUGCGCGGGCCGUCGCCGCUACACAGGUAGCACCGAACCGUGCCCCGUCCAGGCGCCCCUGUCGCCAUCGCGCAGGCGAGCGCAAGCGGGUCGCCGUCACCGCCGCCACAUUGACUCCCUGAAGUGGUGUCUGGUUAUUGAAGCGAAGGGGGUGGAGAUGGCAGAAGCACUAACGAACAUCCGGAAUCAGGCGAACAACGUGGCGCGGAAGGCACUCGGAGUUCCUCUUUCCAUUUCGGUGGUGGCACGCUCCUCGAUGUCGAUUCCUCUGGUAACUACGUCGAGCGGAGCGACAACUGGACCAAUUAUCCAACAAAUCGCUGAUCCUUAUCAACAACCAGCUACUGAUUUGAAUGCAACCCGAAUCCCUAUUCUAGUGGAAGAUGUGGUGACCGAGUUCAUCAAUGGGUUGGUGGAUAUUUACCCAGAUCUGCAGUACCUCGAAGAGUUCCCUCAGAUUAAGGUCGUUCAUCGUGUUGAGGUCGAGCACAGUUCCUAUGACAAAGUUGCAGUCAUCUCAGGUGGUCAAAGUGGCCAUGAACCUGCCCAUGCUGGAUUUGUUGGUCCUGGAAUGCUGACCGCUGCUGUCUCUAGAGAGGUCUUCACUUCUCUACCUGUUGAUUCUAUUUUAGCCAUUGUUCGAGCUGUAACUGGUUCCAAGGGGUGCUACACGGAUGCAAAGAUGUCUCUCGACGAGGGUUUUAAGCAGGCAAAAUCUGAAGGCUAUAAUAUGGAGAUGGUCGUUGCUGGAGCUGGUUGUGUUUUUUCCCCACCUAGAGGAAUAGCAGGUAGAAGAGGUUCAGCUAGAACAAUUAUUGUGCAUAAAGUUGCUGAAGAAGCAAAACCUGCAUUUGAAGUUGACGUUACGAUGGGAGUUGCACUUUCUGUUUGCACAUUGCCAGAGCAAGUUACUUCUGGGAGUUUGGGUCAAAGGCAACUGGAGCUUGGCCUUAGAAUCCAUGGAGAACUUGGUGUUGCUGUUGUUGAACUCCAGUCAGUUGAUAUAGUAGCAGAACAUGUUCUUAAGCAGAUAGUGUCACGAGAAACUCAGUAUCUUCCUAACACAAGGGGUUGCAAUGAUGUUCUCCUAGUGAAUGGAUUAGGCGCCACUCCUAUCAUGGAACUUAUGAUUGCAGCAGUUCCUGAGUUGCAAUUGGUGUAUGACAUUGCUAUUGACAGGGUCUACACUGGCACAUUAUUGACAUCACUGGAUAUGGCAGGAUUAUCCAUUACCGUUAUGAAGUCUGACCAAAGUAUUUUGAGGAGACUUGAUGUUCUCACUAAAGCUCUAGCUUGGCCAGUUGGUUAUGAAGGAACUCGUCCACCAGCAAAGCUUCAUGUUCCUCUAGCACCAUCACCAUCAAUGAAGGAUGACGAGAUUCUUGCUCCAUCUCAAGAGCUGAGCAAGCAGUUCUUGAUGUUUCAUAUGCACCAGCAAAGUUUUCCAUGUGUACCAACUUGGGGACAAGUUGGAUCUCUAGGAGGGGGAAAUGUCAGCAGCUCUAGGUGCUAUACAAAAGUUAAGGAUGGUAGCUCCGGAUGUUCUACGGAAGCCAAGCCAUGCAAGACGAGGAGAAGCAGGCUUCUGAAGCUGUUGAAAGAGGGAAGCUGA